This is a messenger RNA of Mizuhopecten yessoensis (Yesso scallop), 1278 nucleotides long. RefSeq lists its product as uncharacterized. Gene Ontology annotation, molecular function: zinc ion binding; nucleic acid binding. Lineage: Eukaryota; Metazoa; Mollusca; Bivalvia; Pectinida; Pectinidae. The transcript is spliced from 2 exons. The record is from RefSeq and is a predicted model, not a curated record. The coding region runs from base 1 to 1278 and encodes 425 amino acids.
AUGGGUAAAGAUAAAAACCACCAAAACGACGGACAUACCAAAAUCAGGAACGAUGACCCUAGCUCAAAAACAACACAAAACGCAACACAGAACACCCAAUUCCCGCAAUUCCUUGUGAUGACCUCCACACAGAGUGGUAAAACAACGGCCGCGUUGUCGCCACUUCUGUUGAGGAAGGGCAUCCAGGGAAUCGCAGGGGAUGUGAAAUCCGUUAAGCCAUUGGGAUCGGGCGAUCUCCUUAUAGAGGUUUAUCGCCAACAACAGGCGAUGAACCUACUCGGAACAACCAGUUUUGCCGGCAUCGGUGUCAGUGUGAAACCACACUCAUCACUUAAUUGCAGCAAGGGGGUAAUCAGGUGCCCAGCCUUGCGCAAUGACACCGAUGAAGACAUACUGGCAUAUUUCCAGGAGGAGAGCGUCCCGGUCUCUGAGGUGAGGCGGAUGGUGAUCAGGAGAAACAAUGAUACAAUCAAAACAAACACCUUCAUCAUCACUUUUUCAACGCCAACACUACCCCAAAUACUAACAAUCGGAUACCAGAGGUACAACGUUUCCGUCUACAUCCCAAAUCCAUUGCGAUGCCGAAACUGUCAGAAGUACGGUCAUCACGAAAAGCGAUGUAGACGAAAAUCGAUCUGCCAGUAUUGUGGCCGUGAGGGUCACACCGAGCAAAAUGACUGUGACAUCGCCAACCUGCGCUGUGUCAACUGUGAGGGGAAGCACGCUGCCUCUUCUCGCGACUGCCCUACCUGGAGCCAGGAGAGGGAGAUAUUACGGGUUAAAUAUACCCGAGGUGUCUCUUUCCCCGAGGCCAGGAGGAUAGUCGGGAGUGCAGACAUUGCUACACCCUCUUACGCACAAGUGACUCGAGGCAAGGCGCCGGUUGACAGUGUCACGGUCAAGGAUGCUUCGGUUCAAGUUUCUGAAGACAUACCUGCCUGGGGCUCACAAGUCCCAGACAUGGCUGGAGAAAACCCUCCAAAGGUUGGCACAUCUAGGGCACAUGUGCGUUCGCAGCGAUCUCGCUCACUCACAUCUGUUCCUCGAUCCCAACUGAAACCAGAGACAACAUCACCCACCAACAGACCUAGGAAAAAAAUUAAAAUAGCGAGGGGCAAAUCCGAAGGACCGGAUCUGAAUGUCACCUUUGGCAAAGGAUCAGAGGACCCGACAAACCGGUUCAAUGUCCUACUAGAUUUCGAUGAUGAGAUGGAGACGAAUGCCUCCGCGCUUCGUGCUUCAACUCCAUCGAAAUCCAGCCAAAAUAACAAAAGAUAA